ACAUAUCCGAUUUGGUCGACACCAGUUGUCGCGCACCACUCCUUUUUACUUUGCUUCUGACGGUCUGGAACCAUCUUCUCUCUCAAACCAACUCUCGAAUCCUGCGGAGCCUUAGGCGCUCUCCGAAUCCCCUUCGACCGGCCUCCACAAACGCCCAGCAUGUUGAUGAACGCAGCCCUGGCGGCCCUGUUGGGCCUGGCGAUGGUUACUGAUGCGGCGACCUUGCACCAGUACAGGUCCCCCAGCGCCCUUGCGCGGCGGCAGAACAACCAAUUUCGCGGCGGUUUUGGCAACGGCUUUGGCGGCAAUUUCGGCGGCAACAACCGCCAGAACAAUGGCCAGAACAACGGCCAGAACAACGGCCAGAACAACGGCCAGAACAACGGCCAGAACAAUGGCCAGAACAAUGGCCAGAACAACGGCGGCAACAACAACAACGGUAGCAACAACAACAACGGCAACAACAACAAUGGUGCCACUGCCACUUGCCUGGCAGCCAACGCACUUCAAACCGGCUCGCAGUCUACCGGCCAGAACGGCGGGAAUGUCGAGCCGGGCCAGGUGGAAUCGGCUACCGACGAUGCCAACUUCAUCAACUUCUGUGCCGGCCAGACCCUGACCAAUGGCCAGCAGAACCGCGCUGGUUCUUGCAACGGUAUCCCAAUGGGCAAGAUUCCGGCCGCAAAUAAGAUGGUCUCGACGGUGAUUCUUAACCCCAAGAAUGGCGACGACCUCCCUGAGCUCCAGACUUUCAACAUUCAGGUCAAGAUCGCCAACAUGGCUCUCGGUUCCUUCACCAACGCCCAGACCACUUAUUAUUCGGCUCCGCAGGACCUGAAUGGACAGGGCUUGGUCAUCGGCCAUACUCACGUCACGGUCCAGGAUACUGGCAACACCUUGAACCCCACCCAACCUCUCGAUGCCUCCCAGUUUGCCUUCUUCAAGGGCAUCAACGAUGACGGGGAUGGUCAGGGCACUUUGUCUGCCGAGGUGACGGGCGGCCUUCCAGCGGGCUGUUACCGUGUCUGCACCAUGGCCGGCGCCUCCAAUCAUCAACCUGUUCUGAUGCCUGUUGCUCAACGUGGCUCGCAAGAGGACUGCCGCUACUUCAGCGUGGGCGGUGCCUGCGGAAAUGGUGGUAACAACAACGGCGGCAACAACAACAACAACGGCGGAAACAACGGCGGCAACAACAACAAUGCCGGCAACAACAACAACAAUGCCGGCAACAACAACAACAAUGCCGGCAACAACAACAACGCCGGCAACAACAACGCCGGCAACAACGGCGGCAACAACAACAACGGCGGUAACCGCGGCCAGGGUCGGAACAACAAUGGUCGGAACGUGGCUGCUGGCGGGAGCGCCAUUGCCGGUAUCGAGGCUCCAGCGAUUGAGAACACCAACGAUCCUCAGCGCCCAUUCAGUGUCAACGGCAACACAUUUGCCACGAGGGAUGCCGCCGUUCAACGGGCUUGUGCCAUUCAGAACAACGCCUGCGCCGACGCUGUCAACGGAGGGAAAGCGCCGGGUGUGACCGUUGCACAGUGCAAUGAACAAGAAGCCGCAUGCCGUGCUGCCGGGGGCGCCUAAGCCUGUCCAAGUCGCCUAGUGCCAUACCGACCUUUACGGCGCCACUCUGUGACUUGGGAGCCGAUCGACCAUCUCCCCUGUCAUGUCCGGGUACGGGAAGUGCCAGUCCUUGAACCAGAAGGCUGGGUGUACUUGGCCCCCCCUCCCCUCCCCGGGGGGUUCCGAAGUUGCCUUCGGGGCCAUAGGGCUGGCGCGUGUGGGCUGUAACUGUGAGGAAUGGUGUACCACGGAACCUUUUAAUUUCUACGGCGGACGGAAGGUGACGCUCCAGUACUCAAUUUGUGGUUAGAGGUGUUGG
Thermothelomyces thermophilus ATCC 42464 is the source of this 1891-nucleotide messenger RNA. RefSeq lists its product as uncharacterized. The coding region runs from base 160 to 1593 and encodes 477 amino acids. Lineage: Eukaryota; Fungi; Ascomycota; Sordariomycetes; Sordariales; Chaetomiaceae. The record is from RefSeq and is a predicted model, not a curated record. The transcript is spliced from 3 exons.